AUUGAAACCGUCCAUAAGGAUUUCGCUUUGCGUGAAUCGAGCCAUCCUUGGAGCCAUCCAUCCGUCCAGCAAGACAAACACAUCGCAUACACACGGAUGAGUCGUUCCACACAAGGACCACCGACAGCAGCAAGGAACACAUUGGCGCCAACACGCCAUUGCAGCUCACAUGCAGCACACCCUUUGCUAUACAUCGCACUUCUCUCUUCCAUACUACGUCUUGUUUGCUUGGAUGUCUCUCGUUGAUCAUGCCAUGAGGGUCACGCCGUUCUUGCAGUCGCGGGGCGUGGUAGCGGCAGUCGACGAGCCCGACACACACGAGGCCUUGGAGUACUGCACCACAGCCUUGGCGCCAACCUGAACCAAAAGAACACAUCAACAAAGAAUGCAUUGCAAAACGACACAUUUAUGGCCACCGCAUCCACGCCCCGCCUGUGUGGAUGUACCUGGCUGAUGUCCGUGUCGAUAUCCUUGAUCUCCUUGACCUUCUUGCCAUCCUCACCGUUGCAUGCGCAGCCGUCCUUCUCGGCACCGUUCGUCGCCGUCACCUUCACCAGCAGGGCAUUGCGGCGCUUCAUGAUGGUAGAUCCGGCUAUGGGGCCCAGCGUGAUGUCGGUGCGGUGCAGCGACGGGUUGAGCCGCGAGUACGUGGGGAUGUGGGGCGUCAGCGGACUCGCACACUCAGCCGCCAUCGGUGCUGUGGGUAGCUGUGGGGCGAAUGCAGAGCCAGACAGAUGGGAACCAACGUAAGUCGAUAGGAGGGAGCGAAAGCAGCGAAAAGGGACACAAUUGAACCGCGAGAAUGUCGAGCCCCACUGGCACUUCG
Molecule: messenger RNA, 826 nt
Organism: Vitrella brassicaformis
Lineage: Eukaryota; Vitrellaceae
Source: the annotation of a GenBank genome assembly